AUGAAUGAGGCGGACCGAGGCGGGGAUGAUGAUGGUUGUAAAAAAUAAAAUUAAUGUUAUUAUUUUAUCUAAAUAUCACUUUAUCCCAAAAUUAAUUUUAAAUCAUCAUUUCCAUCCCAUUCUCACCUUCAUUCUCAAUUUCAUCCCUAUUUCCGAGACAUCAAAAUUCAAGCCUGCCUAGGCGCCCACAUUUCUGUGUGAAGAAGCAGCCAAGGAACGCAUAGAGGGAGCGCUGUAUCUCAUUUGACGACAUGGCGCCGCAUGACAUCCGCCGUCCCUUCAAAAGGCCGGUCAUCUCCGAUCAACAGAGACGCAGGGAACUCUCGCUUCUCCGGCAGGCACAAAAUCGCCGCGAUGCUCAGCACCAAGCUCGCUGUUUGGCUUCCACUGCUUUCUCUCUUGCUUCCCAAACCCUUGAAGCACCUAUUUCAGAAUCUGAACUCGAGGUUGAAGCUGUACCCGAAUCCCACCCGGGUCAUGAGCCCGAGAGUGAACAGGAGCCUUCGCCCAAGGACUUCGAUGUUGUUCGGGCCUCCAAGCUCAAAGGCGCAGAGGCGAGGAAAUGGUUUGCGAAACAGCUUAUGCACCCUGAAUGGAUGAUCGAUAUUCCUGAUGGACUUAGUCAAGACUGGUAUGUAUUUGCUAGGCCAUCAGGUAAACGGUGCUUUGUAGUUUCCUGUAACGGAACAACUAUCAGUAGGCUAAGGAAUGGAUCUAUACUGCAUCGUUUCCCGUCUGCUCUUCCAAACGGGGCAAGGAAAAAGGAUGUCUCCGGUUCUGCUCAAUCUUAUUCUAUAUUGGACUGCAUCUUUCAUGAGCUCGAUCAAACUUACUAUGUAAUUGACAUGGUCUGCUGGCGGGGCUACUCUCUUUAUGACUGCACGGCGGAAUUCAGGUUUUUUUGGUUGAAUUCCAAGCUUGCAGAGAGUGGUGCUUGCAACGCGCCUUCACAUUAUCACAAGUACAAGUUCAGUCUGGUUCCAGUAUAUAAUUGCGACCACAAUGGUCUAUAUGCAGCCUAUACAGAAGCAGCACCAUAUGUGAAAGACGGCCUUCUCUUUUAUAACAAGCACGCGCAUUACCAGACAGGAAUUACACCAUUAGCUUGUUGGAAGGAUGAAAACUGUAGUCAAUAUGUUAUUGACACAAAUAAUGAAGGCCAUGUUCCAAGCCAACAACAGGUGGUUUUCGAGCUACAAGAGGAUGGGAGACUGACUACAUCAGAUGAUCCUCCAACGGUAUUUGGCUGCUUGGAUGGAAGCUUUAUAGAACAGUCAGGACUAAAAUCAGGAUGUCUGGUACGAUUUGCAAUUGGAGAGGGAGGAUUGGUUUUUGUUGAUGGGAAGCUUGAGAAAGCUGAUCUACAUUAUCUUGGCAAGGCCAAUCGAGCUCGAGCUUCUGCUGAUAGUUUCUCCAAGGUUAUGUUCCAGUACAGUGUUCGGCAUUCUCCCCUAAGAAUCGAUGAUCUGCUGGCAUCUGUCAGCGCAGCAGUUGAUCAAGGAGCCAAACCAUGUGAUAUUGAGAUGGAUGGCUGAUACUUGGUAGUGAUCAGUGAGAAUUGACAACACAAUAGAUACGUGAAAUUCAUUGUGCUGCUUAUGUGAUCAGGGCUUCCAUAGUGGAGGAUCCUACAAAUUUGCAAGCUGCCACUCAUGUUCAGAUACGAAGAAGCGAUAGCUCAUAGUCAUAUUUUGAGAGUUGCAGAUAUAAUUAUUAACCCAGGCGGUGAGCAAUUUCAUGUCAGCAAGAUGGUGAUCCACCAGCCCGGGGGUUCUUUGUUGCUGGUAUAUAUUGUCUUUGGUUGAGAUUGUGGUGCUGCGGGCCUUCUAGCAAUUAUCGUAUCCCAGAUGCUCGAAAUUUAUUAUGAUCGUAAAUUGUAAAUUUUUUUUUAUUAUAUCCUAUGUCAGUUUCUGGCUUACUCUAGCUUGCAUGAGGAUAGUAAUUCGUUUCGGCGAUCAGUCUAUUACUGUUGAUCAACUCUGGACUUAAAAUUGGAGAUGUAAUUUAAUCUGCUGAAAUGGUAUUUCCAGAGGACCUGAACUAAGUUUUACUUAUAUGAUGGUAUUGAUCGAGCGAUAAAAAUGUCAUUUA
Molecule: messenger RNA, 2091 nt
Organism: Neltuma alba
Lineage: Eukaryota; Viridiplantae; Streptophyta; Magnoliopsida; Fabales; Fabaceae
Product: snurportin-1-like
Biological process (GO): snRNA import into nucleus
Cellular component (GO): nucleus; cytoplasm
Source: RefSeq, a predicted model, not a curated record